This is a messenger RNA of Trichoderma breve, 1260 nucleotides long. Its product is annotated as variant SH3 domain-containing protein. Gene Ontology annotation, cellular component: peroxisomal membrane; peroxisomal importomer complex; peroxisome. Lineage: Eukaryota; Fungi; Ascomycota; Sordariomycetes; Hypocreales; Hypocreaceae. The coding region runs from base 1 to 1260 and encodes 419 amino acids. Gene Ontology annotation, biological process: protein import into peroxisome matrix, docking. The transcript has 3 exons. Gene Ontology annotation, molecular function: protein binding. The record is from RefSeq and is a predicted model, not a curated record.
AUGGCUUCGCCACCUAAGCCCUGGGAGAGAGCUGGCGCUGGCUCAGCACCUUCACUUACCAUCCCAUCCUCACCAGCAUCAGCAUCAUCAGCACCCUUAUCGCCUGCUUCAUCUGUCGCCUCCAUGGACGCACCACCGAUACCUGAGCGCCCUGCGUCGCUCGCCGCUUCCAUCAACCAGAACGCCGCCGCUCACACCCGCGUCGGCGCCAUGGGUGGUAUGGCAGGCAUGCCAGGCAUGGGAGCCUCGCCAUAUGGUGGUUACAACAGUGCAUACUCAUCACCCUACUCAAGUCCUUACUCACGCUUUGGAGGCGGAUAUGGAGGAUAUGGCGGCGGCAUGUAUGGCGGUUACGGAGGCAUGGGCGGUAUGUACGGCGGCGGCAUGUACGGUGGUGGUAUGGGCAUGGGCGACCCCAACAGCAUGGUAAACCGCUUCAGCAACGGCACCCAGGCCACUUUCCAGAUGCUCGAGGGCGUUGUCACUGCCUUUGGUGGUUUUGCGCAGAUGCUUGAGAGCACAUACAUGGCCACGCAUUCUUCCUUCUUCGCUAUGAUUUCCGUUGCUGAGCAGUUUGGCAACCUGCGUGACACUCUGGGCUCCCUGCUCGGAAUCUUCACCCUGCUUCGCUGGAUCCGAACUCUCCUCGCCAAGCUCACUGGCCGUCCUCUGCCAGCCGAUGCCGCGUCUCUCAAUCCCUCAGAUUUCGCCCUAUUCCAGGGUCGAUCUGGCAGCCCCGGCGGCGGAUCUUCUCAGCCUCCCAAGGCUAGCCGAAAGCCCCUCCUCUUCUUCCUCCUCGCCGCCUUCGGCCUCCCCUACCUCAUGUCCAAGGUGAUCAAGAGCAUCUCUGCCAACGUCGAGGAGGAAGAGAGACGUAUGGAGCAGCAGGCCCUCGAGGCCCAGAAGCCUGUUGAUCCCGCCAAGCUGGAGUUCUGCCGUCUCCGCUUCGACUUCACUCCCCAGCAGCCCAACGGCAUGGAGCUCGAGGGAAAGAAGGGCGACCUCGUCGCUGUCUUAAGCAAGAAUGACCCCGCCGGCCAGCCCAGCGAGUGGUGGCACUGCCGUAGCCGCGACGGCCGCCAGGGAUACCUGCCCUCUACCUACCUCGAGGUCUUGAAGCGAUCUACAUCCGAACCCAAGAAGCUCAAGGCUGCCCCCGACAGCAGGACCAACUCCUUGACCAGCUCAUCCUCAUCCGAGGAGGGCAAGAAGGAGUACGCUACGGCAGACGGCAUGCAGAGGAGUCACUUCUACUCUUAA